Amoebophrya sp. A120 is the source of this 2950-nucleotide messenger RNA. The record is from the annotation of a GenBank genome assembly. Lineage: Eukaryota; Dinophyceae; Syndiniales; Amoebophryaceae.
AGCAUGCGACUAAGUGUUAUUUUUCAUGGGCAUGGAUGCUGAAGAACUACAACUAGUACAAGGGCGCCCAUCAGCAUUUAGUUUGAUUUUCGGAUGGGGAAUCAAUUUGCGAGCUUUCAGCAUAUUCAUGUAGUACUGCUACUGGUGUAACUGUACAUGAUUUUUCCCUAAGGGCGGCUCCAAUGUCGUUCGUUUCCCAGGUAGUUGUUUUCGUCCCCGCGUCAGCUUGCUCUUCCUCCUCCCACCGCCCGAAUCUGUUCAAGCUCUCCCGCGCGCACCACCGGUUUGCGCCGGGCUGGCAGGGCGGCGGCAAGAACCGGUUUUCUCGGUUCCGGGACCGGGCCAAUAAGCUCCACGUCGACUACAUUCGGCAGUUGGGCCCAAAACUGGAGCAGAAGAGCCCCCAGAUGCUUAACCCCAGCGGGGGACAGUACGACAAGACGCUGAAGACCGCGCACCAGCGUGCCAAUGAGCGGUUCGGGAUUCACUUCGAACCCGGAGAUGUUGCUGGUCAUGGACAUGGUGGAGCAGAGAGUGUUUGUACAACGACCGGGGGAACCUCCUCAGGAGGAUCCUCUUCAUCUUCCUCUGCGACCUCAAGCAGCAGCACCGGCGCGCAGUGCAGCACCGCUACAGAAACAAACCAGAGCACCAACAUGUUCGCCGACGCUUUGCGCGGGCCGCGGUACCGGGGUAAGAUAGCCGAAUUUGAACUUCCGGGAUUCGGGUCGGUGGAAGUCCACCACGGAGACCUGUUUCGGUACCGGAAGGACGCCGGGGACCGGGGGAAGAGGGGUUUUAGCGCAUUUGCAGAUGAGCAAGCACCUACAUCGUUUGCUGGCACCAGCACCGGUAGUGGUGCCAGCAGCUCCUCAUCAUCUCGUCCCGGAGGAUCUUCAUCUUCAUCAUCUGCAAGAACGAAUUCUAGUACAACGACCAGCUGGUUGGUCCCGAUGAUUCCCAACUUUCUUCCCAGCCGGGGUUUCUCGUUGGAUGUUUUGGAAAGCAUCGGCGAAGAGAAGGUGAAGGACGUGUUCCGCGAGUCCCGGCGGAUCCUGGAAAAGCGGAAUCGCACGUAUUUUGAGCAGGCGAGCCCGCAACUGGACAUCGGGGAUGUGGUCACAGUACCGACUGCGCCUUCAACAUCAGGUCAUGCGUCUGCGUGGCGGUUUGGAGAAGACGAGCACGAUCUGGCGGAACAGGAGCUGCUGGGAGGCGGAUCCAAUGAAAGUUCUUCAUCAACAGAAAGUCACUUUGACUGCUCGGACGACACCCCUGCACUGCACGAACUCUGCGACCGGCUGAGUUUCUUGAUAACGCCGUACUUUUGGCAGGGUUCGGCGCUGGAUGCGGCGCAACGGCUCCGACACUGCGUGAAGCAGGGGCUGCGGAAAACGUUAGCGUUUGACAAAAGCGCGCUUCUGACCGAGGAAGAGGAGCGGGCCUCAACAUCUUCAAGUGCAACUGCGUCGUUCGGGUCCACAAUGUCGUGGUUGCCUGGACAGAGUUCGCGCAUUGCCGCUGAAGAUUCAUUCCGCAGUCGGAGCUUUGGAGAAGGUAAAGAGUUGUACGAGUCAAGGAACGUCGUCGCGGGCCACAGCGGAUCUUCGCUGCGUGCGGUGCCCGCAACAGUUCCAUCUACUACAUCUUCCAAAAAACCCUUGCAAAAAAGCAAAGCGACUCUGAGGUUUUUCUCUACAUCCACGAGUGGAGCUGGGGCCACGAAAAAUGCAAUCUCGAACGAAACUUUUCCCUUGGGGAGAGAUAGGCACACGAUCAUCAUGCAGCACCUCGGAAUGGGUCUUUACGGCUACGAGCCCCGGGACUCCGCACGGAUUUUGCUCGAAGAAGCCGUCGAGGCGGUCUUGCGGAACGACGAGUACAGAUUUGGUGAUGUUGUUGCAACUUCUUCUCGAAGUCCCUCUAACUCUGGCAGCUCUUCUACGUCUGCAGCUCCUACUGCUACCAGGCCCUCUGCUGACCACCAGCCCCCUAGUACUCUAGACUCGCGGCAGAUCACGAUCAAGCUAAUCGAGAAGGAUUUUGCGACGUGCGAAAUUUUGCGGGACGAGCUGGUGAAGCUGGAGCAGCGGUAUUUGCCAGAGAGAAGGCCGAUCACCGCUCGGAAAUUCUACCAGCAGAUGUUCAAGAGACUCAUCGCGCUGCCGGAGCAGCCCAGCCAGUUCUUGCGGCAACACCGGGUCACCUUCCCGUUGCGGCACGGCAUCAUCCGCAACAGGCGCCACUGGUACAUCCGGCACAUGCGACCCUUCCUGUGGCGCGCACAGAAGGUCAACGUGCCGCCGCCGUUGAUCGUGGAGAGUGGUAUUCUGAAUAAAGUCGAGUGCUUUAAUAUUUUUUGUUCAGUGUGUGUGUGGUUGUUAUUUGUUGGUCUCUUCGUUCGCGCUGGUCCAGGAACAUGAACAUCUAGAUUGGUGCCGCGUUUUCUUGUUCUACAGCUGGGUACAACCAAUAUGGGUCGACGAAGUCAAAAACUGCGAGACACUGGCUCCACUGUUCUUUUCCAUCAUGACCACAGGUACCGGCCAUGUCGCCUCGGCAAAGCAGCAAAGGCCGGCACGACCGCAUUACGAUCAUGGGAUAUCGCACGAUCUGUUUCCGACGGCCAAGACAGGCCUGCACGCUCUACGCAGAAGCCAAACGACGGGCGCGUUGAUCGGUAAGCUGGAGCAAUACAAACUUCGCGAGGACGCGCACACCAGUGUUGUGCCAGGGGAUGGAAGAUGCGGGAGAAGGUGGGGAAAAAAGAAAAGUGGGUCAUUCUAAGAUGCUGGUAAAGAAGAAGAAGAACACAAAGAACCAAGCACAGCCGCAUAGUUCGCAGUUGAGAAUAAAGCAGGACCAGGAGAUCGAAAUAAGAUCGUCGUGACAGACGUCGACGCGAUCAAAUUAGAACACCGUAUCUAUUGAAAAAUGAGGUGUAGGUGGU